CUCGGUCACGGCGAAAUGGUUUGCUUCUGGAUACUACAGAAGGAACAGGGUCCUUUCGGGUGUGAACCACCGUGCUUCUUUCCAGUGGAAUUGCCUCUAGAACUUGUCGCAUCUCUCGAAUUCAAGGGGACCGUCGCUGACUUGUCCUUUCGCGGUGGUUCUUGCGGGUUCAAUCGGGGGUGCGCUAUUAUAGGCGACAAGGCUGUUCCGAUCAGCUGCCCCAUGAUUUGCUCGUGGCGUCCAGUUGGCCGCUUCUUGCAACCGAGCCGCGGAAGUGUAUUGCGAGAUCUCACGGGAAGUGGACAGUUAGUCUCUUCGAGGCCCAGAAGGCAGUCCGAGCGCGCGCACGCACGCGCGCACGCUCGCGAGCAAGCGCCGUUCUUCCCGAGCGUCUCCGUCAGUCACUUGUUUCGCCCGAGAAGCACGGUACAGACAUUGGAGACGAUGGCGAGCGAAGAAAGGGUGUACGUUCCCAGUGCGAGCGAUUCGGAAGACCUAGCAACGAACGGAAAGAUGAAACUCGAGGAGUGCAGGAUGGCGACCAUGGAGGUGCGAGCCCUGUCUCUGAGGGCCAAGCUGCGCAAGUUCGCCAAGGACCACUUCUUCCUGCUCUUCACGCUAGGCGGCGUCGUGGCCGGAGUCGUUCUCGGCCUCGGACUGCGUCAGGCGAGCCCCAGCGAGUCUACCAUCAUGCUGCUCGGCAUGCCUGGCGAAAUAUUCAUGCGAUGUCUGCGCAUGCUCGUACUCCCCAUGAUGAUCGCCAGCAUUAUCACAGGCAGCGCUAACCUGAGCGGCAAGGCGAAGGGAAAGAUGGCCCUGCUGACGUUCGCCAUCUUCAUCGGCACCAGCUUCAUGUCAGCGCUCAUCGGGCUGUCUUUCGUCACCAUUAUCCACCCUGGAAGCCCCGAACUCAAGUCCGAGCUCGAUGCCGAGGACGAAGUCAAGGGCAGUGCGCACCUGCUCGACACCUUUCUGGACCUCGUCAGAAAUGCAUUUCCCGAAAACCUCGUAGAGGCUUGCGUUGAGCAGGGUUACACUUCAUACGACAAGAGAAAUAUUUCAAUAAGAGGAGAACCGGCAAGAGAAAUCUCGAAAAGGAGCUGGUCACGAAGAUCUGGAACCAACUCCUUAGGCUUGAUCGUAUUCUGCGUCGUCUUCGGAAGCGCAUUAGGCACGCUUGGCCAACCAGUUGAAAUCUUGAAGCAGUUCUUCGCGGCAUUGGACGUCGUUAUUAUGAAGCUUGUCUUCCUUGUCAUGUGGAUGACGCCAGUGGGAGUGAUGAGCCUGCUGUGUGCGCGCAUCCUCUCUGUGGGCAGCAUCGUGGCGUUGUUCCACCAAAUGGCACUGCUCGUCGGCACCGUGCUAUCGGGUCUCGCCGUCGAGCUCUUCGUGGUCGAGUGCCUGCUGUAUUUCGUUGUGACGCGGAAGAACCCGUUCAAGUUUCUCGGCGAGCUCGCGUACGUGGGCCUGUGCGCCUUCGUCACGGCCGCCAGUGCACCCGUGAUGCCGUUGACGCUCAAGUGCCUGGAGGAGAACUGUGGGCUCGACAAGCGCGUCACGAGGUUCGUGGUGCCCGUCGGCGUCACGGUCAACAUGAACGGCACCGCACUCUUCAUCACAGUCUGCAGCAUCUUCAUCGCGCAGCUCAACGACAUCGCCCUCUCGUCGGGAGACUACUUCGCGGUCCUAAUCACGGCGACAGCUGUGAGCGUGGCGGCGACGUCCGUUCCCAGCGCGGCGCUCUUUCUCAUGGUGAUGACGCUGUCAGUUAUUGGUGCACCGGUCACUGACGUCAGUCUCCUGUUCACCGUAGAGUGGCUGCUUGACCGCGCGCGGACCACCAACAACUGCUUGGGCGACUGCUUCACAAGCGCCCUGGUGGACCACAUAUGCUUCCCGAAGAAGCCUUCCGAACUCAACGAGGUCGUCGUCGUCGCAGACGAGGGAGCGACCGAGAAGCUGCGAGACUCGACGCUGUGAUCUAAACCCUGCUAUACACUCGAAGGGCGCUGACAACGGUCCUCGAAGCGGUACCACGCAAGAUGUACCGCAAUGCAACAGACUCUCUUCACGCACAAUUCAAAAUGUACAAGAGUACCUAUUCUGCGUAUCACACCACCAACGCGUUCACGCGGCGUAUUUUAACGCCAUGGUAACGUAACGAAACCAGCGUUCAACUGUGCUCUCCCACUCCGCUAGCCUAUCGCCCCGCUUCAUGGCACACUGUCUUCGCGCUGGCUGAGUAACUAUAGCAUUCUGAGGUGGCGGGCUAGACUCCCAGCCAGUUUCAACCGCGUCUGGUUGGCCCCAGUGAAUGCAAGAACGCCAGCUUAUUUAUUUGUAAUUCAGUGCGCGCUAAAGAACCGCAGGCGGUCAAGUAUAAUUUAGAGCUUCCCCUUGCGACGUAUCUCAUGGCCCAAGGGUUGCUUAGCGAAGCAAAAUAAAAUCAGCCAGUCAAUCAAACCGAUCAAUCGAACUUUUAUGGCGCCCUUACAACGCUUCGCCUCCAAUUUGCGUUAAUGCACCAUGUGAUGGUACGGCCAACUUCCGUGACAACCUGUAUGCAUGCUCACGUUCGCUGCUUCCCUCUCUGUGCCAGUUAUCCUCGGGCCAUCCAAAUGACCGAACAACUCAGCCCAUUUGAGAAGGUUUUGCGUAAGACCCCAAAUGUAACACCGCAAACUGUGAUCUUUUUGUUUUGGGUUUCGCAAUGACAAGAAACAAAAAGCCUGCAGCAGGCCAACUACACAGCUCUAGGCGAGUGCUUCUCAAUCGGUCCACUUGUCCUGCCACUUGCAUAUACAAAAUGUCAAAAAGUAUACAAGCUAUCAUGAGCGGAAUCGCUGAGUCGAACUGUUUAUCUUAUUUUUUGCUCCUCGCGUCACACAUUAAACGCAUUUAAGCAUCCACACUGAAGACUCUGUUGCGUGUGAAUGAGCUAUCUAUUGUUCUUACGACGUGGAGUGCGCUAGUCUUUCCAUAUACGUAUUCCUUCAGACGAGCAGUAUUCUGUUGUUGUUGUUGUUUUGUGUAUGUAUAAUGCGAGCACACGUGAUGUGUGACAGUGCUCCCCCGUGACACAGGUUUUCUAGUUCUGACUUACUCAUUACGUUCGAAACUCGGUUAUAACGAACAAGCUUAUGCACUAAAUAAUAGUCCAAUAUAUUGGGCAGUUCUAUAUACCUAAAUUCGCCUACGACGAACUUAAACGAACCUUCAUGAAGCGCUUGUUAUAUAUGGAUUCGUUAUCGCCAAUGGUUUAAAAAGAAUUCCAUUUGUUGAAAACAAAACUAUGCGCAGUAGACAGUAAUUCUUGCCUGUGCCUUAUACUGCUCCUUGGAACCUCUAAAACUGGCGUUCUCGGUGCGAUAUUGUGUAACCCUGCUUCAGUCAACUUCAGUUAAGAGUUAUUUUGCAUGAGUUCUGUCAGUAAGUUUAUCGUGUUCAAUGUAAAGAAUAAUUUGCUUUUCUCGGGUUCGUUACAUUCGGGGGCGAAUGUAUGCCCCUUUCUUUUAUCCUCAACCGACGUUGGCACUGUCGUAUAUAGACGUUGCAAUAGCAUACGCCGCUACACGCACUGUCAGCAUCGUGAUCUCAGGAAAAAGAGCGGAUCAACGACAACCCCCCCCCCCUCCCCCCCUCCGCCCGCCACUUCCAGAAGGUAGAAUAUCCUUUAUCUAAGCAUAAACAGUUCUAUGUACAACACCCCCACCAUUUUAACAAAAGCACACAUUCCUGCCUAACACAAGUGAAUGUUUGUAGAACAUUACGCCAUCAUUAACAUUGCUCCUAGUUGAUUCUCUACACACAAGUUUAUACAUUCCUAGAGACCUUAAGUCUAGCCAUGACUUUAGCGUUUUAGCCAAUGAGUCUUCCGCAUCAUGAUCAGCAUAGGACAUGGUCAUCAGUGUUUCUUCCAAUUAUCGCCUCGAGAUCUGUAUUCAUAGCAGUUUCAGUCACGCAACCAUUAGCGUUCAAAUAAUUAACUUAACAUGGGAGAGAAUUCGUGGUGCUUUUGUGGCUCAAUCCGAAGGUCCCUCCUAUAGAGAAAGUAAACUGCAACUCUUGUCGGCACAAAGAAUAGAUUUAAAAAAGAUAACGCUCCAUUAGCAUAAUAGUGACAGAAAGGGAUAAAAGUGCCCACCACGGCGACUCAUAAUCUAAACUUCACGGAUAGGAUAAUGUGUCGCAUCUGAUGGCAAUUGGUGAUGAAGUUUUUUUACAGGCGUUUGUCUUCAUAAUUGAAGUUUAGGUUCUGAUGAUCUUGAAGAGUAUAGUUCAGGAUAUUCCACUAGUUCUGUAAGUCGCAAGUGAAGUGUUACUUAAGCUUUGAAUAGUGCUCCAAGACGCCAUCAGAUUCAUAACCCCCCCCCCCCCCCUUUACGAAGCACCAAUUUUGCGAAAUAUAGUCAACUCUGUCGCAAACUCAUGUAUACAUUUCUCAUUAUCUCUUAUUUUCCUCAAAUCGCGCCCUUCAAGUAAACUGUGCCAAAUCCCAGUGCUUAAAAGUAGCGGGUCUCGUUGACACCGGUAGUGCCAUAACAUAUUGCCUCUUUCUCCUCUCGCCCAAAGAUGCAUGCAGAAGUGCGCAUUUGAACAUGGAUCGAUGUGUGCAAUAAAUGGCCGCCUGGCAUUAAACAUGAACAUCAAAAUCGUGCCAGGGGAAAAUUACAAAA
This is a messenger RNA of Dermacentor silvarum, 4676 nucleotides long. Its product is annotated as putative sodium-dependent excitatory amino acid transporter glt-6. Gene Ontology annotation, biological process: L-glutamate transmembrane transport. NCBI's taxonomy places the organism in Eukaryota, Metazoa, Arthropoda, Arachnida, Ixodida, Ixodidae. The record is from RefSeq and is a predicted model, not a curated record. The coding region runs from base 16 to 1980 and encodes 654 amino acids. The transcript is spliced from 10 exons. Gene Ontology annotation, cellular component: plasma membrane. Gene Ontology annotation, molecular function: neutral L-amino acid transmembrane transporter activity; glutamate:sodium symporter activity; L-glutamate transmembrane transporter activity.